AAUAAAAGCAUGGCGGAGGCUGGCGAUGAGCUGCAGCCCGGGAACCGUCCUCCCAAAGCAUCCAGAGACUGACAAACCCUGAGCCAGAGGGGGUGGGGGUGGAAAAGGGCGGGAGGGGGGAGCGCAAGGGAGGGAGGGGGCAGCCAGUCCUUCCCUUUGCACUUGUCAGAUGCAGAUGGGACUGGCAAAGUUUGUUUGAAUAAAAAAAAAAAAAAAAAGGCAAAGAAAAAAAAAAGGGGGAAGAGCAGGAGGAGGGGGAGGGAAAAAAAAAGAUCCUAGAAAUCCAAAAAGGCUCAUCUGGGAAAGAGAGAGAGGAGAGAGAGAGGAAGCGGGAUGCAACUCAACCUGACGCUGAUCUGCUUCGUCUUCGGGGGGUUCCUGCCCGACGCCGCGGCCCGGCGGGAGCAGAUGGACACGGGGCAGUGCGACCUGCCCCGCUCGCAAGGAGAGCUCAACUCCUUCCUCUGGACCAUCCGCCGCGACCCCCCUGCCUAUCUCUUUGGCACCAUCCACGUGCCCUACACGCGGGUGUGGGACUUCAUCCCCGACAACUCCAAGGCUGCCUUCCACGCCAGCUCCAGUGUCUACUUUGAGCUGGACCUCACUGACCCCUACACCAUCUCGGGCCUGGCCAGCUGCCAGAUGCUGCCCCACGGGGAGAACCUGCAGGACGUGCUGCCUCGGGAGCUGUACCGCCGCCUCAAGCGCCACCUGGACUACAUCAAGCUGAUGCUGCCCCACUGGAUGACCCCAGAUCAGCGGGGCAAAGGGCUCUACGCUGACUACCUCUUCAAUGCCAUCGCCGGGAACUGGGAGCGCAAGAGGCCCGUCUGGGUGAUGCUCAUGGUGAACUCCCUGACGGAGACUGACAUCCGCUCCAGAGGGGUGCCGGUGCUUGAUCUCUACCUUGCUCAGGAGGCCGAGAGGAUGAAGAAGACAACGGGUGCAGUGGAGAGGGUGGAGGAGCAGUGUCACCCACUGAACGGGCUCAACUUCUCCCAGGUGCUGUUUGCUCUAAACCAAACUUUGCUCCAACAUGAAAGUCUCCGAGCAGGUAGUUUGCAGGCCCCAUAUACCACUGAAGAUCUCAUCAAGCAUUAUAACUGUGGAGACCUGAAUGCUGUCAUAUUCAAUCAUGACACUUCUCAGGUCCCUAACUUCAUCAACACGACGCUCCCUCCCCACGAGCAGGUGACAGCUCAGGAGAUUGACAGCUACUUCAGACAGGAACUCAUCUACAAGAGGAACGAGAGGAUGGGGAAGAGAGUGAUGGCGCUUUUAAGGGAGAAUGCAGACAAGAGCUUUUUCUUUGCCUUUGGAGCAGGUCACUUCCUGGGUAACAACACUGUGAUUGAUGUACUGAGACAAGCAGGAUUUGAAGUGGAGCACACCCCUCCUGGACAACCAAUUGGAAAUUCAAGGACAACAAAGACAAGCCCAGCCUUAGAGGGGUCGUCUGCAACUGCCCUGCCUCCUGUCCAGUUUUCUGAGCAGGUCCCACUGACAUCUCCUUCUCUGAAGCCGCUGCAGAUGGAUGAAGAAGACAGCCUGUCUCCUCACCUCCUGCUGCCAGACAGCAUCAGCCAGCUGGAAGAGUUUGGCAGGCAAAAGAAAUGGCACAAAAAGCAGCACAAACAGCAUCGCCAGAGGCAGUUCAAUGACCUCUGGGUUCGGAUAGAAGACAGCACCACCACAUUGCCUUCCUAUAUCAGGAUAACCAACGGCUACAUCACAGUCAAACCUCCCAUUUGGAUUUCAAACCGGCUGGAUCAGAGACCACGUUCAGAUCACCCAUCCCAGCCUCAGCCUACAAGCUCAGCUUCAACCAGCAUUUUAUGGCCAUCAAUAACUUCUCCUUUCUGUGUGGUCAUAGCUUCUUUUCUUCUGAAUCUACUGCAACCUUCCUGACCACAUUAGUAUUACGUGCAAUCCCUUGGAAUAGAGAAGAGAGAUAAUUUAUGAAAGAAUUGGAGGUUAUGACAACAACAUUUACAAACUGAACCUUCUCAGUGAAUCAGUAGUGCCUUCUAGCUGAUUUUGUCUCUUUGCCCAGAUACAUUUUGAAACUCUAAAGCUUUAUUGUAACACUGACUUACAUCUUCUUUUUGUAGAAGGAUCUUUAUUUCCCAUAGUGCUAUGGGGUUUUGUAAAAUAUACAUGUUCAUAUAAAGAAAAAAAAGAAAAAGAAAAAAUGUAUUUAUUCGACUGGUAAACUUAUUUUUUUCUUGUUGUAUAUGUUAAUAACAUCCCUGUUAAUCAGUAGUGAUGGUGAAACAGAUAAAUUAAUAUUUUCUAUAUUUGUUUUCUAACUGACAACUCUGCAAGUGUCUGAACUGACACCCAAUGAAUAGCUUGUACGUUUCUUUAACCAUUACUUUCUACAGCAGCUGUCCAAUAAGUACAUUUCUGCUGAAGUUCUGUAUUUUUUUCAAUUCUAAUUAGCAUAACUUAUAGUGAAUAAAACAGAUGCUGCUCUCUGUGUCCUAUUCCCAUUAGAAGAAUAGGUGAAUUCUUAUCUCAAGUUAGCUACUACAACCUAACAUCCCAGUUAUUUUUAUGUGGCUUAGUAAGUCAUUAGUCAAGAUAACACUUUAAGUUCACCUCUUGUCUUUAACUCAACUAUUUAACUUAUCAUGAAAUUACCAAUUUCCCACUUUGCCCUGGGAUUAAUUAGCUAACUCAAAUUAAGACACCUUUUUCUUAAUAAAAAUUUCUGUAAUAAUUCUACUGAAGUAAUUCUUCUCUCUCCCUCAUCUUAUAUAAACACAAGCCUAUAGCUUUCCCCAGCAUAAAUGAGAUUCAAAUUUGUUCUGUCUGUUGGGUAUAAAAUUGUAGUAUCCUGCUAAUCUUUAAAACUUCUUUGCUCCAGUUAUAUUAGUAUAAAUGGGCAACCUGGAGUGCAGAACAUGUCUAGAAGUUCAUUUUCAUCUUGCUAUUAUGAUGCUGAGCUGGUACCUCAAUGCUGAAUUGUGGCUUUUUCAAAAUCUGUUCAAGACAGCAGGUACUUAGUUAAGCCCUAUGUCAUGGGGACAUACAGAAGGUUCCUCCAUUUGUAGACCUUGGUACCUGUGUUGACUUAGAUGGAAGUUAUGAUAACUUACGCUCACUGAAAAGCUUUUAUCCUGUCCAGGCGGCUUCUUUUCAUGACUGAGAUGAAGAACACCUGUGGGAAAAGCCAUGUCCAGCUUAGAAGCUACUGUGUUUAAUACAGUAUGUUGAUUUUUCUUCCCCAUCAGGUCAUCUUUGAUGAAGAACACUUUUUGAUACAAGAGAUUCAAAUGGAAAAUUAGUUUUUGGUAGAAAUAUUUUUUUUCCUAAGUCAUCUACAAAACAAAAAUCCAAAAUAUUUGAUGAAAACGUAGUAGUUGAAAAGAAGAUUCAGAAAACUAGUAUUCAAACUCUUUUCUUUAUGAAAAAAUUCAAAUGAUAAUGAUGACAAUAAUACUGAAAACAGCCUGACGGAAAACCUUCAUGUCGCUUUCCCACCAGCCCUAAAAUUUGGUCUGCAGCAUUGGAGAUGAUUCCAUGUAAUCUUCAAGACCGCAUGUGAUGAGUCAAGGUUUAGGAUUCAUGGUUUGUUCUGUCACCAUACCAAUUAAUGCAGGAAAGUAGGCUAGGAAAUAAUCAGAAUAUGAAAGACGUGGUUUUAUUUGAAAUCAUGAUGAAAUACUGAGCUUUUCCAUCAUGCAUCUUAACCCAUUGCUUUAAAAAGGCCAGGGAGAAUACAUAUAACUUCUUUUUGACUUACCGCACACAUGACCUCCAGCCUCUGUUCUAUUUUUAGCAAAAGGAUGUAUAGAUUUGUGGUCAGUUGAAGUAGGUACCGUAGACAGUGCUAUAAGCUAUCCCAAUAUUUUCAAGCACAACAGUCAACAAGGCUGAAUGGAAAACUUUGAGCUUUGCCACAAAUGCAAGCUUCAAGCACGUCCUGUGCAUACUUUUGUGUUGUGUAUUUUGGCUAGCAGAAGAUUAGAGAUGUUAGUUUUGGACAGAAGCCAUUCACCUUGCAUAAUAUUUAUUGCACUGAGCUGAAUAUUGGAAACAUAUUUUGAGAACUUUCAGUUUUAUUUGAGCUGUUACCCUAGAAAUGCCUUCAUUUGAAUAUAAUGGCUUAACAGACCUUCAAAUUCAACCUUAAUGCGUUUCAUUGGCUCUCUUGCUUUAUUCAACACAGAGAUCAGAACUGAAUUAUAAUAGAAUUAUUAUGUAUUAUUCACAAAAAUAGAACUGGAAAUAAGGUAGGCAAAUCUUGAGAGUGAUGAGAAGUUACAUAAUAAAAGGGAACAGCCAAUGAACCAAAACCCAUUGAAUGUUUUAUUUGUUAUAAUCUGAUAGAAUCCAGAAAUGAUUCUGUGGUACCAUCCCAGAAAUAGUUCCAGGUGUUGGAAAACUUACAGUCUAAGUACAGAGGACCACAUAAAGAUAGAGAGAGAAAAGAGCAGAAAACAAACAAUUUGUCCAAAAUCAUGAGGAAAACUACCAAUAGCACUAAGACUGGAACUUAAUUCUACUCUUUUCUGGUCUGUGGCCUUCUCCAUAGGCUCGUAGGGCUUUUUUGAAUGUAAGGAGCACACAGAUAUCUCUAUGCUCACAGCUGGCAUUAUACCACACAGCAUAGUCACUCAGUUCAUCACUCUUAAAUUAGACUGCAAAUCUCCUGAGUGCAAGGCAAUUUCCCUGAGCUUGUACAGACCUCUGCCCUACAGAUAAGUUUUUGUGAGUCACUCCUCCUUUGGACAACAAUAUUAAAUACUCAUUAGCUUGGAUAUCACAGCAUGUUUAGCUGUACCAUGUAGUUUGUUUGGCACUCUUGGGCAUUUUAUCUGUAAUUCCUGUUAAAUGAAUGAAUGUUACUGGAGCUCACUGAACUUACCCUUGCACUGGUGCCCAGUGUUCUUCAUGUUGUGAUCUGGGUUUCAAUGCAAGGUGUCUCCGGGGUUCGGAGUCAACGCACUUGACUAAAAGUUAGAUUAUCUGAGCUUCCUGCAGGUCAGGGGAAAAGAUGCGCGCGUGCACACACACACACACACACACACACACACACACUUCUAAAGGCCAAUUCAUACUAAUGACAAUGGCUAUUAUGUAAAAGUCAUGAAGGAGGAAGGAAUUACAAUACAAGAUGAACUAGCUUCCCAUAGAUCGUAGUUCAGGAACCCUGCAUGAGUAGCUUCAGCACAGUUUUCCAAACAGAUCUUUCUUUUAUUCUGUUGUCUUACCCUAAAAUAUGACUUAGGGUAACUUGUUUCACUCCAUGGUAUGUAAACAUAGCAAUACCAACAAAUGAGACCCUCACUGUGAUAAAUAAAAUGGAAUUAUUUAUUAAUCAGCCACAGCAGACCAGUAUUAAUUUAAAUACAUUAAUACUAGUUAGCAGAGAUCUAUGCGCCUUCAAUAAAGUGGAUCAGGUCAAUGACGUGAUUAUAUUCCCCUCGAAUUUGAAGAGUGUCUACCAGAUGUGACACACAGUUUUAAAGUAAAAUUGGCUACCAGUUUCAUGGGAUUUCGUUUUUUUUCUGCUGGUUUUUAACACAUUAGACACUUAAAGACUGUUUUCUUUCUCCUAAGGAAACCUAAGAUUCCCAUGUAAUCACAAGAUUCCAGGAGCAGGAGAGUUUUUUAAAAAAAAAAAAAAAUCCAUGUCCAGUAAAUCUCACAUGAAAGCUGCAAACACUGGUGAUACUAUUUACCUGUGGGAAACACACACAAUCAACAGACUUGGGCAGUGUCAGUCAAGGACAUGACUUUGAUAAGGUUGAAUCCAAAGCUUAAUGUUCAUAUGAUUCAUUCUUGCAACUGAAACCUCAGCUACAACUAACAUCGAUACACUUUACAUUUUAUGUAACUAUUACAUUAUAAACAAAUACUAAUUUUCUGCCAAGCAAUUGCCCUGUCGGAAUAAAUAUCCUUUACCACCAGCAGCAGAACUAGCUUCCACCUCUUUCAUUGUUUUCAUGCUUGUCUUGCCUGUGUUUAACUAGAGAUGCUGUAUUAACACGCAUUGCCACUUGGAGAACCAGUUAGUAAGCUGGGACAGAAGGUAUAUUGUAUUUUAUGACUGAUGUAGUUUCUCUGCAAUCCCUCGGGCUGUUGAAUAAUGCAAUACCUCUUCUGGAAAUAAAUGAUGAACACGAUUUGUGAUAACUGUGCUUUAUACACGUGUCAAGAUCUGCUUUGCUGAGCUUCCCUUCCUGUUCCUCCAAGCUCCAGUGUAAUUUAGGAACACCCAAGGUACAGGGUUGUAUAUUUAUCCAAGUUCUUUGAUUUACAAUUGCUGAGAGAGAGUCCUUAAUCUAUAUUCAGUGCAUUGAUUAGUCAAAUAAUAUCACCCAAUCAGUCAUUACCAUACACCACUGUUAGGGAGGAAUUUCCCAUCAUAUAUUUAUGUUAAGGAAAGCAAAGUGCCAAAGUGAUUAUCUCAGCACGAAUGUUAUCAUUCCAAGCUUUGCUUAGCACCAUAAGAUAUUUCUCUGUUAUAUCCAAAAAACAUAUGGGCUUGAGUCAUAUCUCUGAUGUUAUCAAUGUUCUGUAGAAUGUGUGAGAUUUCAACUUC
Molecule: messenger RNA, 6553 nt
Organism: Dromaius novaehollandiae (emu)
Lineage: Eukaryota; Metazoa; Chordata; Aves; Casuariiformes; Dromaiidae
Gene: TRABD2B
Product: TraB domain containing 2B
Exons: 7
Coding region: 334-1908 (524 amino acids)
Biological process (GO): negative regulation of Wnt signaling pathway
Cellular component (GO): plasma membrane; organelle membrane
Molecular function (GO): Wnt-protein binding; metalloendopeptidase activity
Source: RefSeq, a predicted model, not a curated record